GUCAAGGGACCCAAGAAGAUUUUCCCUGAUCUUCCAUUUGGAAACCCAGAUAUUGACAAGGUGGAAGUUCGAAAAGGACAGCUGGAUACCUUUCUUAAAGUAGGAAUUGAAUUGUUUAUCUAAGAAGAUGAAUAACUUCCUGAUUUGUAUGUUUUUGAUAUGUGACUGUUGCGUAGUAAUCUGAUCACUCCGCUUUCGUUUCCUCCAGCAACUGUGCACCAUCCCUGAGACGGCCAACAGCGACGAGAUGCAGGAGUUCCUGGCUCUUCACACAGACGCCAGCACAGCCUUUGAGAAGAAACCAUUUGUUAUGUCCAGGAUUGAUAAGGUGACUUAUCGUUUUCAGUGUCACAACUUUCCGGUUAUGAAAUAAAAACAGUGCAUGAUAACUUGACCUAAAAACAUGAAAAGUGAGAGAUAAUGGGAGAAAGGAGAAGAUGUGGUUUCUGGUGACCUGUUUUUUCUGAAGCUAACCGUGGUGCUGUGUUUGUGCUGUGUCCUCCUGGGCCUGGUUGUUGGCGUCUACUGUAGAUGAUGGCAAAUGCUGUAGACACUCUGAAGACAGCAUUCCCUCGUUCUGAGGAUGACCUGGAUGGAGACCCUGCUGAUGGGAGGAAUGCCCCAGAAGGAAGGAAGAGGUGGGAGUCUCUCUAUUUUUCUCUCUCUCUCUCGCUCUCUCUUCCCACUCUCUCUCUUUCUCUGACUGUCACAAAUAUGUACAGCCUGGCCAAAGCUUUUCACUAUCAUGUCUCUCUUGAAAUACUCAUUAAAACAUCUGUAAACCACUUGCUGUAGUUUUCAAUUCAAAUAUGAAAUUGAAAGCUGCUUUAGGAAAAAUUAAGUUAUUUGUGACUGCUUACAUAACAUUAAAUUCAAACUAUCUUGUUUUGUGUAAUGUGUUUGUUAAUUGUUGCUUGUUGUGUCAGGUCUGUCCGGCUGAGGUUCUCCAGUAAAGUUGCCCCUACUCUUAACAUACCUGAUAUCCAGCCCAAAGUCAUAUACUGCUUCAAUGAAGGCAGCACUGUAAGUUAACCAUGGAAGUUUCAUAUCAAUGAGUAUGAAUAAUAAUUUAAUAUUAAUGUAAUCAAACUGUCUGUUUGAGUGCACUCACUCACUCAUUCACUCAACCCGCCGAUCCAUCCAUCCAUCCAUCUAUUAAUUCACUCAUUCAUCCCUGUGCCCUGGUCUGUUUCUGCAGGUGUUCCAUGACCUGUCCCUGUCUGGUCUGGAGGGCUUUAUAAAGGACCAGGAGGCUCUGCUCUAUGCUCCCCAGGAGAAGGAGGCUGACAGGAGGAGGUUCAGCGUGCCACCUGUCAAAGACAGGAAGGGAGGUGGGGGUCGGGAGAGAAAACUACGGGGGACAGGUACAGUUUUUCUAACGUCUACACGGGCCUGCAUUAUCAACCAUUAUUCUCUUACAUGAAGGACUGUCAUACAGUUGACUAAAUAUAUAAGGACCGUCUCAGUGCAAAAACAGACAUUAUUAUCAUAAUUAUUAACUUUCCAAAUUAGAUCAUCUAUGAGCAUACUCCACUCAGUAAUGGCCAGGAGGAGGUAGUAGUAACCUUGCACAGCCUCUGUAGGCCAGUACCACACCACUGUUUUAAUGAAGCAGUGUUUACUAUCUAUCUGAGGCUAUCUGUCUCUGUCUGCCUUUCUGUUAUUCGUGUUUCAGAAUCAUGUCCCAGUAUUUGAAUCUUCUUAGCAAGUUUUGUGUCUGUUUUGUAUCUGUUGCAUGCGUGUGUGCUUGUAUGUGUGAAUCUGACUGUGCUGUGUGUUUGUGCAGACACGGCCGUGGCAGAUGUAGCUCUGAACAUCCUGUGUCUGCUGAUGAAGGAGCAGUGGAGCUGGCUGUGUACUGAGAACAUCCAGAAGACCAUCAGACUGCUGUUUGGCACCUUCAUUGAG
This is a messenger RNA of Coregonus sp. 'balchen', 1908 nucleotides long. NCBI's taxonomy places the organism in Eukaryota, Metazoa, Chordata, Actinopteri, Salmoniformes, Salmonidae. The record is from the annotation of a GenBank genome assembly.